Styela clava is the source of this 1645-nucleotide messenger RNA. Lineage: Eukaryota; Metazoa; Chordata; Ascidiacea; Stolidobranchia; Styelidae. The record is from RefSeq and is a predicted model, not a curated record.
CGCCAGUGCAUUUCCUAUGUUUACUCUCCGAUUAGUUCAGUAGAAGGAAUAUUCUUUAUCGUAACCCAACAACAUGGCAAGUUUGCUUCAAGAGAAUCGACUCAGAUUACAACAGCGGAUAUCACAACGACUCAGAGGAGAUGUAAAGUCUUUCAUUACCAGAGAUAUAGUACCUCAAAGAUAUAUUCCUCGUAGACGAAGACGCCCAGAGGAACAUCUCCACACAGACCCAUUCCGAUUCCAAGCACAGGAUCUUUAUCGAGAUGGCGUUCUAAACGAGAAGUGGGCGCGACCGGAUAGUAAUCAAGAUCAUGGGGACUCUAUACAACUUCCUAUUUUCAAGCCAAGAUACACUGAAAUGCACACGCACAAAGGUGUUCCGAGCCAGAAAUACGUUGAUGUUAUACUCGACCGAAAGGGACCAAUGCAUAGGCUUCCCAGUCGAUAUCUUGGUAUAGCAUCAGGAAUACCGAAAAACAAAAAAUAUGACGACUCUUUAACCAUUCGGAGUUAUCGACACACCGAAGAUUCCUACCAAGAUUUAGUAAGCGUAGAUAAAGGAGAUUUUGCAGAUGAACCCCCUUAUGGUCGAAUUGUGCUCAUUGCACCACAUAAAAUUCAAUAUGCUCCACAAGAUUCAAAACGUAUUUACAAUAUUGAUAACACUUCGUCUGUAAUUAAACACAGAAUGGAACAGAAAAAUAUGGCUGCUUUGAAAGGAACAAAAUUAUCUUCAUCAUUAUAUGCAUCCACGGACAACUUCGAAGAAGCAAAACAGCAUGUCUCGAGAAGAAACGCAGAACUUCUCAGGAAGAUUGGAAAACGUCUGAGUGCAUCUGAUCGCAAGUUUAUUGGAGAAAUUACGUCACAACAAUCAUUGUUUCAGAAACAAAAAGCUAUUCGAACCCGAGAGGCGCCUCCUUUACCGCCAAUUAGAAUAACGGUCACUAAUCCCCUUCCCGUACCAUCACCAGAAUUAGAAUCUUCUCCAAAACAAGAAGCAAAACAAGAUGACUCUACUGUUUCGAAUGACAAUAUGAAAAAUAUGCCGUUACUCAAACUAUCCACACGUGACAGUGGACAUCUCAUGCCAGCCCCAAUUACAAAGAUAACUUUCCAAAGCUACAACGCUGAAAACUUGAAAAGGCCAAAAAAGUCUACAAACAACGUCCAAGUGGACAGAAUCGUACAGGAUAAUAUUGUUGCGAUACAUCCUCGCGCUGUUCCACGAUACGACGCGCCGUCUGUGAGAAUCUCAAACUUUGAAAUGUCUGAAAACCCGAGGCCAGAUAUGAUCUUUCGCAAAGAUGGGACCGUCGGACCUGCCCCACCUAGUACUAAUUACGUUCAUUUUCAAAAAACUACUAGACUUGGCGGACAGUCUCGAGUUUUACUUUCUUUAAAGAAUCGACAUUUUGCAAACGAUCGGGAGGAAAUACUGAGAUCCCUAAAAACUGGCGAGGAGCAAUUGGCAAUUCAUUCAAACGCCAGUGAUCUAGGCGAUUUUCACCAGCCUACAGGCCACCACGAAGGUAUGGUUUAUAGGAAAUUGGGAAGGAUCAAAGCAAUGAAGCGAUCCCUUAUGGUCGCUCACAAUGCCAUCAUGGCUGGUUCUGAUGCCGGCAAGAUAGAAAUAGAACAGUGA